Molecule: messenger RNA, 831 nt
Organism: Eimeria mitis
Lineage: Eukaryota; Apicomplexa; Conoidasida; Eucoccidiorida; Eimeriidae
Exons: 1
Coding region: 1-831 (276 amino acids)
Source: RefSeq, a predicted model, not a curated record
AUGCUCCUAGUGGAAACUUUCACUGAGGAAAAGAAUAUUUUCUGGUGUAAGAAGUAUUCGGAUGCAUCAAAAACCCAGCCUCUUCCUGAGAAAACAGCUAGUAAAGAAGAACGAGAGGAUUUUGCGGUGCGAAAUAUGCUGCUUGUCACGGUCUUUGAGGCAGCUGAAACUCGCCUAGAGUUUUUGAAUCGUAUUGAGGAACUUUCGAAGAAACACCAAAUUGAAUCAGUUUUCUCUCUAGAAGUGGAACGUCCACUACCUCAACCAACUGUAGAGGACGGACGAGAUGCUUUCUCUUUUGAAAGUUUCACUAGAAGGCUAGAAAAGCUGGGCGUUCAGGGCGUGGCGCAGGAAGGUGAUUCACAAGGAACAGUUCCUUGGUUAGUAGCUCAGGAUCUGAGCAAUGCAGUGGCAAUAAAGGCUCACUAUGACGCCUCGAAUAUGGCGGUUGUUGAUUUGUAUGAGGAUUUUCUCACAUUUAUUGAGCAAACAAAAGUAGGAAAAACGGAAGCGGAAAGAAAACGCAUCGAAAACGUCAUCCUACCAGAAUCAGAUGUUUCUGUUCCUCUCUCUGUAUUGGCUGAUGUCGUGAGGAGUGUGAAAACAACAUAUGAAAUGGAGCAUUUUCCCGCUCCUCAAAUUCUCUCUUGGAGAGAUCAAUGGAAUGUUCCGAAGCUAAGCAGUCUGACGAAUGAUAUUAGACUUUCGCAAAAGACAAUGUUUGACGUCGCGUUGGAUUCAAAGCAUUCUGCUCUUGAAAACUGGGGACACCUGGAAGAUAUAGACAGCCUAGCGACAAAUAUACUCCCGUCUGCAGUCUUCCUGUUGUAA